ACGUUAAUGGCUAAAAGUUCUGAGGAGCCUAAGUUUACUUUGAGACUUAUUGUUGAUGAGGAGAAAAACAAGGUCGUUUUGGCUGAAGCUUGUAGGGAUUUUGUUGAUGUACUCUUCAGCCUUCUGACACUUCCAAUGGGAACCAUUGUCAGAUUGCUUGAGAAUCAUCGCAAAUCUGAGCCAGUUACUGUUGGCUGUUUCAACAAUCUCUAUAGAAGCGUUGUGGAGAUGAGCAGAGAUAGUUUUGAGACUGAAGCUUGUAAGCAGAUGCUCAUGUAUCUGAGGAGUGUGAGGGACGUCCAGUGCAAAAGGCUUAAGCUCAACAUAAACCCUACUGAGGACAUCAAGUGCUUUAAGUGCCCAAGUUACUGCAGCUUAUACAGUAAUUUUAACACCUCUAUAUGUAGUUGCGGAAAUUUGACGAACGAGGAGAUUAAAUUAGAAAACAAAGAAAAAGUUGCAGGCCAGAAUCAAAGUGAUGCUAAUGGAGUAUUUGUCAGCGGUAGGUGUUCAUUUAUCUUAACUGAUGACUUGGAAGUGGCUGUCAAGUCCACUGAACUUGUCUUGAAUAAGCUCAAAUCAUUAGGUUGUGCUGAUGUUAGUAAGCUCGGUGAAAGGCUUCUUGAUAUUGGUUUAGAAGAGGUACUGACUCUGCUGGAAUGUAUAUUCUCCUCAAAUGCUCCCUUGACGGACGCAUUCUUGAACAAGAAAAGUCCGCAAGGUGUGACGAAGUUUUACAAAUCGCUAAGUCCAUGUUUGGAGAAAAAAGAAGAUGAAACAGAACCGGAAAAGGUAGUAACUUUGAAAGCAUUUGUGAGGAAGCAGGACAUGAAGAUUUUAUUCAUUGAAUGCGGAGAGGAAUUUGUUGAGCUUCUUUUAUCUUUUCUUGCUGUCCCUUUGGAAUCUGUAUGGGAAAUCUCUGGCAGCAGUAUCUCCUUAGGUUGCAUUGGAAACUUGUGUAGAAGCUUCAGUGACUUAAAGGCUAAUGAGGGGACUGAAGUGUCACCUUCCACAUGCGUGCUUCCCUCUUUUUAUAAUUUCCAGAUGCAGUUGCCUGGUAUCAUCACUCAACAACCUCCAGUAUACUACCGCUACAGGCUCAACGAUUACAGGCAAGUGAGCUAUGGUUUGACUACAAACGGUAAUCGAACUACUUAUUUCCGCAAGGACAGAAUCGUUCGGGUGGAUUUGAUGGAUCCCAAAUCCCGUGGCAUUAAUAAGUCUACUCAUGGGUUCUUGAAAAAAGAGACAAAGUUUACUGUGUUAGAUGAUCUGACCAUUACAUCUAUGAACUCCUGCUCCACAGUUUGCUUACUAAAGAACUUGCAGAGUCAUGCAGACGAUUUAGAGGUGCAAGUAGUUAGCAUCAGCAAUGCAGAGGCUUUGAAUUUGUUGAGAGCUUCAUUGGUGACAUCCGCUGCUUUGAGCACGGCAUUAUGGAAUUUGAUUGCUAAGAAACUGAAGGAGGAGACUGAUUUAUUGAGCCCGGUUUCAAAGAAAGUCAAGGAAGAGACUUGAAGAAAAAUACAGAGCUAGUGAGAACUCUCUAUAAGUUGCUACUAAUCGAUUAUUGAUUAUAUUUUUAGAUUAUAUUUCUCAUGUGUUCUUAUUAGUGGAUUUCCAAGCUUUUUCUUUCUCUGUAUGACUAAUCAAAUUAUUGAGUUUUAUUUGAUUAUUUGAUUAUUUUUCUUUCUUUGUAUGACUAAUCAAAUUCUGCAAGAUUGUUUAAAGCUAUGAGCCUAAAUGCAGGCAAAAACUUGCACAUAUUGUUGAGUUUUUCUUAAUAUUAAGCAACUACAACGUUCAAUAGAAAUAUUACCAAGCUAUCAAAACAAAUGCAUUUAUAU
This is a messenger RNA of Arabidopsis lyrata subsp. lyrata, 1847 nucleotides long. RefSeq lists its product as uncharacterized. The transcript is spliced from 3 exons. Bases 7 to 1518 code for a protein of 503 amino acids. The record is from RefSeq and is a predicted model, not a curated record. NCBI's taxonomy places the organism in Eukaryota, Viridiplantae, Streptophyta, Magnoliopsida, Brassicales, Brassicaceae.